Sinocyclocheilus anshuiensis is the source of this 7582-nucleotide messenger RNA. RefSeq names its product PATJ crumbs cell polarity complex component (gene patj). Bases 391 to 6189 code for a protein of 1932 amino acids. The record is from RefSeq and is a predicted model, not a curated record. Gene Ontology annotation, molecular function: protein binding. NCBI's taxonomy places the organism in Eukaryota, Metazoa, Chordata, Actinopteri, Cypriniformes, Cyprinidae. The transcript is spliced from 49 exons.
UCGUAAUUCUGUUAUUUGUCGCUUUUAACUUUAUGCAUAUACUUAAUAAAGGCAGAUUGUUUGGUUAGAGAAAGUUUGCACUUAAAAACAAGUGUCGGUUCAACUUAUUCGCGGUUUUUGAUGCUGAUAAUCAACUUUAUAACCGGCUAACUGCGCUAGCUUGUGUCACAUAAUAGCGUUUGUAUUGGGAAGCAGGAGCACGUUUGUGUAUGAGGUGAGGCUCGCGCAGGUGUAAACAGACAAAACAGGACUCAAUCUCAGCCCAAAACAACACUUGAAAUGCUGGAUUGUGUUUUAUGAGGGGUUCCAAGUUUUGAUUUAACUUCAAGACCAAGUGUAUGGACAUAAAUAUUGUAGGUCAAUCUGCACUGAAUUUUCAAGAUAACGGCAAUGUAUGAGAACGUACCGACAGUGUCUGCUUCUGAGCGGCAGCAGGUGCUCCAGGCCUUGGAAAGACUUCAGUCCAAGCUCGUGCAGAGGGAAGAGUGGACCCACAGUGACAGGCUCGGCACGCUGAAGGAAGCCCUGCAGAGCCCUCUGUUCGGCCACAUCCUCACCCUGCAGCACUCCGUCAAACAGCUUAAAGACCAGUUAAACAGCUUGCCUCCGGACACAUGCACCGAGUUCAGUUUCUCCAGGAAGGGUCAGCUGAUCGUCAGUGCGAGUCGUCCGUCCAGCAGCCUGGGAUCCGUGGUGUCCAACGGUACAGCUUCAACUAACGCAUCUUCUGAGCAGCUUCAGAGAUGGAUACAUGCAGUGGCAAAGGGAAGAAAGACAGAGCUCGUCAGCCUGCAGAAGCCGUUGUCUGGAGGUCUGGGUUUCAGUGUGGUCGGCCUGAGACCAGAGGGGGUCGGCAGUCACGGUGUGUUCGUCAGACAGGUGCAACAAGGGAGUGUCGCAGACAGGGAUGGAAGAUUGCAGGAGAACGAUCAGAUUCUGGCGAUUAACGGGAUUCCUCUGGAUCAGAGCGUGACGCAGCAGCAGGCCAUCGCUCUUCUCCAGCAACAGAGAGACCGAGUGGAGCUGGUGGUGGCCAGAGACACUGUGGCCAAACCCCGACUCUCCACAUCUGGACCCAUUCAGACGGAUCAGUGGGGACACGUGGAGGAGAUCGAGCUGGUGAACGAUGGAUCCGGCCUGGGAUUUGGGAUUGUCGGAGGCAAGGCAACAGGAAUGGUGGUCAGGACUGUGGUGCCAGGCAGCGUGGCAGAUAAGGAUGGGAGGCUGAGAACAGGUGACCACAUCCUGCGUAUCGGUGAGACGUCUACUCGAGGUCUGGCCAGUGACCAGGUGGUGCAGGUGCUGCAGGCCUGUGGUACCCAGGUGAGGAUGCUGAUCGCACGAGACCCUCUGGGGGCGCCCCAGCCUCCGCCUCCACCUGCCCCCGCCACGGCUCCCAUCACCUCUCUGCCACCUCCACCUCCUGUGCCAUCCCACAGGGGCAGCAAAACGCCAAAUUUGGAUGGCUACGAAAUCCAUGAAGUUGCGUUAAAAAAGAAGGAAGGCCAGAGCCUCGGGAUCUCCAUAAUCGGACACAACGCUUUGACCACUAAGGAUGCGGUGGGUGUCUUCGUGAAGAACGUGGUUCCAGGCAGCGCCGCUGAGCAGAGCGGGAAAAUCCUCGUCCACGACAGGAUAAUAGCAUUGGAUGGCGUGAACCUCCAGGGAUUCACCAACCAGGAAGUCCUGGAGGUAAUGAAGCGGACGAGCGAUAUCGUACACCUUACCCUCAUUAAGAAGAUCAACUCGCCCAAGAGGACAGCUGUAGAGAAAUCGCUAGAUAAAGUCCAGAGAGAGUCGUCCCGUGUGUCUCUGAAGAGAUCGUCUGAGAUCAAGGCGCGGGCGGAUGUUCAGAGGGGCUCUGUUGUGGAGUCUAUGGACUCUGCUCUGAGUGGGAUCAAACAACAGCUGCAGGGGAAAAUGCAAGAGCCGGCCCCGCUGACGGAGAUGGAACUUUGUGCAAAAUGGGAGCAGGCUCUCGGUCCACAUUACGAUGUUAUGGUUGUACAGCUUGACCCUGUCAUAGAUGAUGAUAUUGAGCUGCAGAAGUACUCUAAGCUUCUCCCAAUACACACGAUGCGCUUGGGUGUGGAACUAGACACUUUUGAUGGACAUCACUACAUUUCCACAGUGGCUCCUGAGGGUCCAGUGGCAAAACAUGGGCUGCUUCGACCAGAGGAUGAACUUCUGGAGGUGAAUGGCGUGCAGUUGUAUGGGAAAUCCAGACGAGAGGCUGUUGCGUUCCUCCGAGAGGUUCCUCCUCCCUUUACUUUGGUUUGCUGCAGACGCCUUGCUGAAGAGGGCAGCGAGUACCACCCUGAAUCUGAAGAGUGGCACUCAUCCAGCCCCUCAGCCAGCCUACAGGAGCAGAUUGAGAAUAACCUCUCCAUGUUUGCCAAAGUUACAAGUCUACGCAACAGCAUGAGGGAAGAGUUUCAGGCCCGUCAGGCUACAGCAGUGGAGCGGGAGGUUAACGAUGAAGAAGAGCCCCUAGAGCCAAGCAGCCCUGAGAAAGAGCAGAUGGACGAGGAGAAGGAUGACGAAGAAGAAGAGGAGGAGGAUGAAGGGGAAUUGGCUCUAUGGUCUCCGAAUGUGCAGGUGGUAGAACUAGAGAAAGGAGAACGAGGUCUCGGCUUCAGCAUACUAGACUACCAGGACCCUCUGGAUGUUGCACGUUCUGUGAUUGUCAUCCGCUCUGUGGUGCCUGGAGGGGUAGCAGACAAUCACGGUGGGCUCCUCCCGGGUGACCAGCUGGUUUUCGUCAAUGACACUCAACUAGACACAUGCUCUCUUGACCAGGCCGUAGAGGUUCUCAAAUCUGCUCCGCCUGGGAGAGUCUAUCUUGGAAUCAGGAAACCGCUGGUGCCAGAGGACAGAGGUAGUGGGCAGCAGUCCUCUUGGCCUGUAGAGGGCGCCAAUGAGCAACCAGCGGCAAAGCAGGACGUCACUCUUCCAUCUAUGCAAGAGGACUUUGGAAACGGCUCUGUCUUAUUUGACAAUCUGGACGAGGAGCCAGAGCUUAUCCUGGACGCUGAGCCCCGCUACGCCUCUCCCCUCACCACCGUUGACCUCCUGCCCGGCCUGGAGCGAGAGAUGGCUGUAGAUGAAGAUGAUGAAGAGCAGGAGAUGGACACCAUAAAUGAUCAAGAGAGCCCCAAGGUCGACAGUCUACCUUCAUACUUCAGUGAGAAGUCUCGCUCCUGGGAAGAACCAACACCAUCUAUCAGUUCCAACAGCCCCUAUCAGUUCAACACUCAACCUGAUACACAAGAACAGUUCACAGAGGAGGACAGUGAGCUUUGCACAAGCUUCAAGAAGAUUCAGCUGCAGCUCCCGCAAAUUCCCCUCAGUCAGUCGGCCACAUGGAUAGAGGCAGCAGACAGCGAGGCAGACUCUGACUCCAAAAACGAAGGCUCAGAACUUACUUUGACUGACACGGACACUGAAUCUGCACAGCGCACUUCCUCUCGGAGAAGAAACCAGGGGGCUGCCGGUUCAAUCAGAGAAGGCAACAGUGAUCUGCCUGAAAGAGAGGAGGGAGAAGGUGAGGAGACGCCCGCGUUCAGUCACUGGGGUCCUCCACGCAGGGUGGAGGUGUUGCCAAAUCUGCAGGAGUCUCUGGGUAUCAGCAUAGUGGGCGGCCGCACAGUUAUAAAGAGGCUGAAGAACGGAGAGGAACUGAAGGGCAUUUUCAUCAAACAGGUGCUGCCAGACAGCCCAGCUGGACGCACGGGUGCCCUUAAAACAGGAGACAAGAUCUUACAGGUUUGUGGAGUGGAUUUGCAGAACGCCAGCCAUGAGGAGGCAGUACAGGCUAUCAAAGCAGCGCCCAGUCCCGUGGUCUUCGUCGUGCAGAGCCUGUCCUCCACUCCACGGCCUGUUUCAGUGACGGCCUCCAGCAUUGGACAGCACAAGGCUAAGAGGAAAGCCACCCAGAAAGCAGGGCAGACUGGCGGCCCUCCACCCAUGCGCCUCCCCCCACCUUACAGACCCCCCAGCCAAGUGCAGGAGGAGGAGCCACAGGAGGAAGAGAGGGAGGAUGAGGAGCAGGCUAAAGAGGUGAUCAGGCAGAGGUACGUGGACGUGCCGGGAGAGCUGCUGAUCGUGGAACUGGAGAAAGACCGGAAUGGCUUGGGACUCAGUCUGGCCGGGAACAGGGAUCGCUCCUGCAUGAGCAUCUUCGUGGUGGGGAUCACCGCUGGAGGGCCAGCCAGCCGAGACGGACGCAUCAAAGUGGGCGAUGAGCUGUUGGAGAUAAACAACCAGGUGUUGUAUGGCAGGAGCCACCAGAACGCAUCAGCCAUAAUAAAAAGCGCCGCAUCAAAGGUCAAACUUGUCCUAGUCAGGAAUGAAGAUGCUAUCAAUCAAAUGGCUGUCGCUCCUUUUCCUUCCCAGCCUUCCUUGUUCUACUCCAGUGAGACACAUCUAAAUAUGCCAGCAGUUCCAGCUCCAGCAGAGAAGCCACAGUUACCCGAGAGCCUCCCUCUGAGCAGAAACUCACCUGAGCCGCCGAUAAUCAAGGAUCAGCCGAGCGUGGUGCGGCCCGUGAGCUCCACUCAGACAGAUCAGAUGCAGGAGACUUUCAGAGAUGAAGAGUCAGCAUUGAAGAAGCUGAAAUCCUCAGAGAAGAUAUUGGAGUCUCCAAGCGAACAGUCACCCAAGCCUCUUGUGGAGCAGAUCACCAGUCUUCCAAAUAUCCAGAGGAAUUCCACCAGGCCCUCAGCCAGUUCUCUGGAGGUCACAUCCUUGGGAUCAUCCGUGCCAGUCUCUGGCACCAGCCCUGACUUCGAGUACUGCAGCAAAGACCCUGCUACGUGUCCCAUAGUUCCAGGACAAGAGACUGUUAUUGAGAUUUCUAAAGGCCGGUCUGGACUAGGUCUCAGUAUAGUCGGCGGCAAAGAUACGCAGCUGGAUGCCAUAGUGAUUCAUGAAGUGUAUGAGGAGGGGGCGGCAGCGCGGGACGGUCGUGUCUGGGCCGGAGAUCAGAUUCUCGAGGUGAAUGGAGUAGAUCUGCGGAGCGUGGCUCAUGAAGAUGCAAUAGCUGCUCUACGGCAAACACCGGCCAAAGUGCGGUUGACAGUCCUGCGCGACGAGGCGCAAUACAGGGACGAGGAGAACCUCGACAUGUUCCGUGUUGAACUUCAGAAGAGAACCGGGCGGGGGCUGGGCCUGAGCAUCGUUGGGAAGAGAAAUGGUAAGGGUGUGUUCAUCUCGGAUGUGGUGAAGAGCGGAGCGGCUGAUCUGGACGGCAGACUGAUGCAGGGUGAUCAGAUCCUGUCUGUGGAUGGAGAGGACAUGAGACAGGCCUCACAGGAGACCGUCGCUGCCAUUCUCAAGUGCGCCAGGGGCAAGGUGCUGUUGGAACUGGGCCGACUGAAGGCUGCCUCCUGGAUCUCUUCCAGACGCACCUCCCAGGGAAGUCAGAUGAGCCAUGUGAGCGCCAACAGCAGCGCCCCAACCCCCACGCCCCCUGCCGUUAUUCCGCCUCCCUCUCAAAUCCUCAACAACAACAGCCGAAACAUCACCGAGCCCAACAGCAAAAGCACAGGGACAGAGCCAGGUGUUCGGACAGUGGAGAUCACACGGGGUCCCACCGAUGCUUUGGGUGUCAGUAUAGCGGGUGGUAAGGGCAGUCCUCUAGGCGACAUCCCCAUCUUCAUCGCCAUGAUCCAGGCCAACGGUGUGGCUGCCAGGACACAUCGCCUCAAAGUAGGUGACAGGAUUGUGAGCAUCAACUCUCAGUCUCUGGAUGGCUUGACUCAUGGGGACGUCGUAAAUAUGCUGAAGAAUGCUUAUGGCACCAUCGUCCUCCAGGUGGUUGCCGACACCAACAUCAGUGCCAUAGCCAGUCAGGUGGAGAGUCUGUCCAGUAGCUCCACCCCCAGCACCAAUCCAGAGGUCCGGCCGGUGGAACCAGAGACGCCCAAGCCAAAGACCAUCAUUCUGGAGAAGGGCUCAGAGGGGCUGGGCUUCAGCAUUGUGGGCGGCUUUGGGAGUCCACAUGGAGAUCUUCCCAUCUACGUCAAAACAGUCUUCAGCAAGGGGGCAGCGGCGGUAGAUGGGCGUCUGAAGCGCGGCGACCAGCUGCUGUCGGUCAAUGGAGAGAGUCUGGAGGGCGUCACACACGAGCAGGCCGUGGCCGUACUGAAGAAGCAGCGGGGAAGUGUCACGCUGUCCGUCCUCUCCUAACAAACACACUAAGGACUACAUCCACUGAAAUACACACACAUUCCAUUCACACGUCUUAAGAGACUCUUUGCAUCAGCAGCGGCCGUUAUUCGGCCACCUUACUUCCUGAUUUGCACUCGAUCGUUUAAACUCCGCCCUGUUACUGUUUGUGCACCUGGUAUCGAAGUCAAUGAGAAAUACUCAUAACAUUGUCUUUGUUUUAAUCACGGACAUGUAGCCUCUCCACUGGUGACGGUGAGCAGGUGAAUUAUGGGGCAAUAUUAGAGAAGGUUAUUUUGAUGAAAUGAGUGCUGGUAACUCAAGACCAGGAGGAAAAAUUAAAGUAGCAGCUGCACAACACUUGCUAACACACACAAUUUGUUUGUAAUUAUCCUUUCAGUCCACAUACAAUAACUUCUAAUGUGGUCGCCCUGAUCUUUUUUCAAUUAAAACGCACAAGUACACAACCUACUGACAAACCCGCCCUAUUUUUAAGAAAUCAGUUGAAUUGUAUGUAGUGUGUAGAUGAAUUCAUGGACGAGCGUUAAUAAUAAGGGAUGACAGAUGUGCCUUGGAACGGGCAGAUCAGAUUGUACUGGGAUGUUUUGUAUAGCUAGUAUUAGAUAUUAGGAUCAUUUCAAUCAGGUUCUUUACGUUGCAGGGUAGCUUUGUGAAUACUUCAAGAAAUAGUUCGCCAGAAGAUGAAAAACAUCCCUGAUGUUGCUUCAAAUCUGUAUUACUCUUUCUUCUGUGGAGCUAAAAAUAAGAUAUUUUGCAGAAUGUUCACGCUGCUCUCUUCCUUACAAUGAAAGUGGAUGGGAACUGGAGUUUUUGUGAUUUAGAAAUGCCAUAAAUAACCAUCAAAAUAUCGCAAAAGCAAGUCAUAUGACUUGUCUUCCCUCUAAGUAAUAUUUCAGGCAAUUCUUCACACAAAGUUAUUAAUGUUAGUCAUUUUUCAUGUAAAAUAUGUGUAACUUAAAAUUAUAUGUUUUACUGAAAACACUGCUCUUUUCCUUAAAAUAAAAAUGGAUGGAGACUGGCAUUUUAGAAAUUCAGGAAUGACAUUAUAACAAUAAAUGUAUCAAGUUGUGUGCCACAUUUCACGUCUAUUGAGAUUGUACGAUAGUUUUGUGUGAGGAAUAUUUUAAAGUGUUUUUCACUUGAAAAUUUCAGGCAAUUUUUCAUACACGGAUAUUAUUUUGUAAGUAGUUUUCACUUCAAAUUUAUCUCUGAAAUUAAAAUGUCAUAUAAUUAUUUACACAGAGCUAUUAUUUUGAUUCGAGUCUUAAAAAUGGCACACAAGAUGUGUUUUUUUGCCAUUUUUGGAGUGCAACAGCCCAGUCCCCAUUCACAUUCAUUGUAUGGAAAAGUAUCAAAAUAUCUCCUUUUAGGUUCCACAGAAGAAAAUAAGUCA